Messenger RNA from Cottoperca gobio, 5329 nucleotides. RefSeq names its product receptor-type tyrosine-protein phosphatase N2-like. Bases 369 to 3284 code for a protein of 971 amino acids. The record is from RefSeq and is a predicted model, not a curated record. The transcript has 23 exons. Gene Ontology annotation, molecular function: protein tyrosine phosphatase activity. Lineage: Eukaryota; Metazoa; Chordata; Actinopteri; Perciformes; Bovichtidae. Gene Ontology annotation, biological process: protein dephosphorylation; insulin secretion involved in cellular response to glucose stimulus; regulation of secretion. Gene Ontology annotation, cellular component: synapse; secretory granule.
UUGAUGCUGAGAGAGCGCGAGCCUCCAGCAGCAGCAGCAGCAGAAACGCCCUGUGCAUCCUCUCUCUCCUCUCCUCCAACAGCCACCCACCGUCCGUGUGUCCCGGAUCUCCUCUGCUGCUCCAGCCGCGGAGGAGCCACUCUGAGCGGCAGGAAGACGAACCAAACCUCCCUGGAAGAAAUGGCCUUUUAAACACUUGAGAGAAUAACCCAGAGGAGACAUGGAUCCUUUGCCUUUUUCCUUCCUCCGCCACCUCCUCCUCCUCCUCGCUUCCCUGAGCUGCUUCUCCUGCUUCUGCUGAAAGGAGAUAUGGUUGCCUGUUUGAGAAUGAGCUGUGUUCACCGUAUGAGGUCUGCGUCAACGACGGCAUGUUUGGGAGGUGUCACCCUGUUCCAGUGAAGGAGGUUUACACCUACGAUGUCUCCCCGUCUGUAGUUCAACGCUUCAGGACGCUGCUGGAGAAGCUCUCCAACAGAGGUCUGACCUGGGAAGAUGACACCACUCAGCAGGUUCUGGCCAAGGAGCUGUCCAAACUGAGGAGGGUUCCCUUCAGGCCGCAGCAGAGCGGAGCGAACUACAACUUAGACACCAGGCCUGCAGCUAAAGCGAUGGACCCAGUCGACCAGAGGGUGAAGCCGGUGGAGGUGGAGCUCAGCAGAAAUCUGCAGACGUACCUCCAACGUCUCGGCCUCCUUCCCAAGACGUCGUCUGCUUCCAGUCUGAGCACCGCGGGCAAGAGUGACCGUUUCCAGUCGGGCGCCCCUGCAGACUACUAUCGCUCGAAGGCCCAGAAGUCGUCUCCCGCCUCUCUUUCAUCUUUCACACCUCUGCAGAAGCAGAGACCUCCGGCCGACCAGCUCCUCGCCACGCAGGCUGAGGGGGACUUCCUGCUGGGCGCCCUGAGGCAGUAUCUGUCCCUGCAUACUGGGGGGGUGAACCCCGAGGAGCAGGAGGCCCCCCCGCCCCGCCUGAGGCCCUUCUACAGCAACGGAAUAGAAAACUCUGGCCUCAAAAAAGAGACUCCAAAAUCCAGGCUUCUGAAGGGAAGAACUCAAGGAGUCAAACAGCCUCUGACGUCUGUGGACGAGAGGUUCAUCCAGAACGUUUUGAAGAGUGUUGGCAGGCACCACGUGGACGUGGACGGCCUGACGCCGCAGGACUUGGGCCAACUGUCCAGGCUGAUAGCUGAUGCCCUGCAGGUGGUCGACCGGGAUCAGGGGCUAAACAGGGGCCUGACCCGCGUCAGACCUCGACCCAGAGACCUGGAGGGGGAGCUGCAGGACGAGGAGGAGGAGGAGGCUGGCAGGGAUGAGGAAGACGAGAAGUUACUCCAGAACGCUCCAACACUGGAACCACAGGAGAGCUCUCCGACAGCGCCGGCUGCGCUUCAAGAGCGCCACACGGAUACAGAGGAGCGUAAUGUGAAGCCCGACGGUGGAAGCCUCUUCACCAAACUCCUCGCCUACCUGGACAAAACGUCCUCCGGCGCGUCUCCCUCGGCGAGAAAUCGCGACGACGUUGCCAUGGAGACACCCGGAGGCCAUCAGGUGGGGCUGGAAAACGUCCAGAGCCGGACGAGCGAGGCGGGCGUGACGGUGCAGAAGAAGGACGCCACCCAGUCCGUGGAGGAGGUGUCGGAGGUGCAGGGCUGGAUCAAGGAUGUGGCGCCUCCUCCUGCUUCGCUCGUGUACGAAGAGCCGCACAGGAAGACGAUGCACGUGCCCGAACUUCAGCUGGACGUCAAGAAGGCGGACGAGGACGUCUUCGGCUACGUCAUCACCGACACAGAUGUGCUCCAGACAGACGAAGGCCUCCACCUGAUGGGGAUCCUGGCUCGCAGGGCUAAAAUCCAGAUGACAGACUUCGCCGAGCUCUCGGUGGUGGGCCCCGCUGUGACCUUCAAAGUAAGCCCCAACAGUCACAACGUCAGCACCACAGAUGUGGCCAACGUGGCAGUUCAAGAGAAGGAGGAUCUGGAGAAGGAAGCUAAGCUCAGCAUCCUGGAGGCCGGCGUCACCGAUGGAAGCCAGAUCAACCAGAUCCCCACCAAGUACAGCCAGGCGGAGUCCACCAAGUUCCUGGUCCUCACCGUGGUUUCCAUCCUGUGCAUCGUCGGCGUGCUGCUGGCCUCCACCGUGGUCUACUGCCUCCGUCACCGCUCCCACCACAAGCUGAAGGAGAAACUCACCAAUCUGGGAACAGACACUGGCAGCGAUGCGACCGCGACCUAUCAGGAGCUUUGUCGGCAGCGCAUGGCGGUCAAACCUCCGGCCGAGCGCCCGGAGCCCAUCUCCUCCAGGAUCAACAGCGUGUCGUCUCAGUUCAGCGACGGCGGUCCGGCCGUCAGCCCCUCGGCCCGGAGCAGCAUCUCCUCCUGGAGCGAAGAGCCGGCACACUCCAACAUGGACAUCUCCACCGGUCACAUGAUACUGUCCUACAUGGAGGAUCACAUGAAGAACAAGGACCGGCUGGAGAAGGAGUGGGAGGCGCUGUGUGCCUAUCAGGCCGAACCCAACACCUGCACCAGCGGCCUGAAGGAUGGCAACACCAAGAAGAACCGUUCCACUGCUGUUGUGGCAUAUGAUCACUCCAGAAUCACCUUGAAGGUGGAGAACAGCCAAGGCAACUCUGAUUACAUCAAUGCCAGCCCGAUCAUGGAUCAUGAUCCGAGGAACCCGGCCUACAUCGCCACUCAAGGCCCUCUGCCCUCCACUGUGGCUGAUUUCUGGCAGAUGGUAUGGGAGAACGGCUGCGUGGUUAUCGUAAUGCUGACGCCUCUCGUUGAGAGCGGAGUGAAGCAGUGCUACCACUACUGGCCCGACGAGGGAUCCAACCUGUAUCACAUCUACGAGGUGAACCUGGUGUCCGAACACAUCUGGUGCGACGAUUUCCUGGUUCGUAGCUUCUACCUUAAGAACAUGCAGACCAACGAGACACGAACCGUCACUCAGUUCCACUUCCUGACUUGGCUCAACCAGAACGUCCCGGAGACCAGCCGGACGUUGCUCGACUUCCGCAGGAAAGUUAACAAGUGCUACCGCGGACGCUCGUGUCCUAUCAUAGUCCACUGCAGUGACGGCGGGGGAAGAAGUGGGACCUACGUCCUGAUCGACAUGGUCCUCAACAAGAUGGCUAAAGGAGCCAAGGAGAUUGAUAUUGCAGCGACGCUGGAGCACCUGCGGGACCAGAGGUCGGGAAUGGUCCAAACCAAGGAUCAGUUUGAGUUUGCGUUGACGGCCGUAGCGGAGGAGGUGAAUGCCAUUCUGAAGGCUCUUCCACAGUAGGAAGGAGCACCUCCGUCUGAUGGACCUCCUUCCUCCUCCAUCUACAGAACUUUCUCUUAGAUUUCCUCUUCCCAUCACCUCGAUCUCCUCCUUUCUCCUCUCGUUCCCUUCUGUCUUAUCCGUUCCUAUUUCGUCUCCUCUUUUAGUCUCCCAACUUCCCUCCUAUCCCUUCUCAUUAUGUCUUCUUUUUCCAAAUGUAUCCUCCCUUCCUCUCCCUUUUCCCGAACGUUUCUCCUCUCGCCUCGUCUCCUUUUACCUCCAUCUGAGUAAACAUUGUGCCAGGAAACAGUUUGAACCAAUCCUGUACAUAGAUAGACCUUCCUUCUAUUGUAAUGAUCCAUACAGCCUGUUUUCCAAAGUGACAUUUAAACACAUUUUCAUAGAUUGAUAAAAAGAAAUGUUUCUAUAGUAUAUUUAUCCUAGUUUCGUUUGGAUUGGUCUUUGUUUUCAGUGUGUUUGUGAUGAUGACCAUCAUGCCCGUAAUCACAAAAAUCGUAUUUGUGUUUUAGAGCCAUGCUUUCUGAUUUGGUGUCCUGCAGUACGCUAGAGUAUCACAGUGCAAAUCAUCUGUGGUUUCAUCUCCCGUUUCUUUUUCUAAACAGUAAGUGAUGAAAAACUGCCAAUCAGGUGUUGUUUCCAAAACCUGUGCGGCGACUCCAUUAACUCCAUCUGCAAUUUUCCGCUUAUUGUGAGAAAAAUAUAAGAUGCUGGAUAUACGGUGAAAUAACACAGAUAUAUUUUUCUUCAAUGUGUCUCAUUAUUCUAGUCGAAGCAAUAUUGUUUCUUCCGCCUGAAUCAUGGACAACAAACGUCCGUCCACGUCUGUGGCUCAUCAGUGAAGUUACACUCGUGUCUGCCUUAAUGAAAACGCAUUAGAUGGACUCGUACGUGUGUCCAGCCACGUGGAAACUACACUAGCGUGUAGCGCUUCAUUUUAAAAUGGCCUUUAGUCCAGCGGAUUAAAGGUUUGUCUGAUAAACACUGAAGUCUUUCAUAAUCUGGGGGCAGGAAGUUACUUUCUGUCUUUGAAUCAGUUAGGAUGAGACCGUUAUAAAAUAAAGUGUUUGUGACUUUUACGAUGAAAGACGAUAGUCUUCAAUAGCAGUACUUCUAUGUAGCAUUAAUGGAUGAGUUGUACAUGUAGCUGAACCCGUGUUGCAUUAAAAACUAGUUUGCUGUGACACCUUUUCCCUAAAGCAUCUUGAGACCAACUGAAGAAAGAAGCCUUUGGGAAAGCAGCUCGUAGUUUGUGUAAAAUCAACUUAAUUUCUCUACUUUCAAUUGACACUAUAUAAACAGUUUAAAAGAUUCUAUCCAUCAAAUUAAAAUUGUCUUUGUCUUCUCUUAUUUAAAUCCCCAAUAACACGACUUGCCUACUAGUGCAUGGUUAUUUAUUCAGCAAAUAAAUGUGCUGUACUUUCAGACGAUGUUAGCAAAACUCUUCAAGCAAGCAAACAAAUGUUCACUUUAUUGCACGAGAGGCUCCGAGGACCUUAAAAGUGCAAAAGCCAAGGAUUAUCAUCUCUAAACUGUGCAGAUUGUGGGUGAAGUGAAUUGAAAGGUGGUGCAGCAUUGAUAUGAUGUAAUACUGCAGCAAGCUGGUGUCAUGUCGUUGGAAUCGACUCCAUUUUCCAUCACAAAAUUGAAACAUGCUGCAAGAAAUGUUCCUUAUAACUGCUUAUUUAAUGUUGAAUAGCAUCUCAAUGUUUCUGCCUUUUUCAAGAUACCAUCAUGUGAGUUAGGAAUGUGGAAAUAUGUGAAACUGCAUUGGAAGAAUUGAAAUUAUCUGAUUCUACCAGCCAUUUUUAAUGUGAGUCAAAACUAAACCUUUGCUCAGUAGGUCAUAUCCACCAAUACUUGUAUACAAGUACACAGGUAUUCAAGUACUCAAGUAUACAAGUGUCAGAGAUGGCUGGUCUGUUGCAUUAACACUCUGUACAUAAACCAACAAAAAAUACAAAAAACUGAAGAUAUUUUGUUCUAUUGGUGUAAACAAAUUGUGAAUAAAGUCUAAUUGUUGAUGCAGUAUUGUGAUGCAAUCCUGA